AUGGGUGACAUCUCUGCUAAUCAUCAACAGGUGGCUGACAGUCUCUCAUCUUCAUCGUUAUAUCAAGACAUCACCAACGAAACGGAACUCACUCAAUCCUUUGAGCUAGUAUCUACCUCGACACAAGACAGUAGUGGUGAUAUUCGGUCUCGGAUAAUUUUCAUAUCUACGGAGAAGCCUACCAGGCUAACGUUCGUGAACAACGCCCUCCAUGAGGCAGAUGGCGAGUCCUCUGUCGAUAAACGGCCCAUGGGAGAUGCUGGGAAAUCUGGCCACAGGACGAAGAGGCGAAUGCAACGUCGAGGUACAAAAUACGGUGAUGAAGGCGAGGAUGAUAAGGGCAAAGGAAAACUCCCUCCAUCGGACGGUCUCCGGUAUCCUCCUCAAGGUCCCACAGCUAGGAAACGGUUUGAAUGUCCGUUCCACAAACAUUAUCCGGAUUGGUACUACAUGUGCAAGGGGAAAUGUAUGCCUCGCAUAUCGGAUGUCACAAAUCAUCUCAAGCGGCGACAUCUACUGAAAGUGGCCAUGGAUCUGGGAACGGACACUCGUUCGCAGGAUAUUGUGGAUUAUUGCCCUCGGUGUCGUAUCGAGUUCCGUGGCUUUGGAGCCGAGGGUAGACUCCGUGAUCAUUUGACGCAAGGAGGUAGAUGUCAGGAAGCCAAUAUUGGACAGACCGGGGUAAUUUUGCUAUCCGAGUUUGAAGAGCUUAAAAGAGAACUUCGUUCGGCAUCUAAUGAGGUUGCCAAGUGGUUUAUUAUAUGGCGGAAAUGUUUCUUAAAGACAGCACCACCAUCAUCUCCAUACGUUGAAACCACUGUCCCCCAGACGCACACCUCUGGACUUUCAUCAGUCAAUUAUUCAAUGGCUGGUGAUGAUAUCAGAUCAUUCACCACCCAAAGCACUCACACCGACUCACUGCUCACCAUGAACGAACCCCGUAUCGACGCUCCGAUACAGGAGCAACCAGCUCCAUCGCUCUAUAGUACUCCUGCAUACACAGCAUCUCAAGAUUACAACUCCACCAUGCCUCAACUGCCUUUCAUGCUUACCUCCAGCUCUGAUAAUCUUUACUGGACUGGGCUGGAGCUGAUCGGGAGCCAAGCUGGACAAGAAUUUUUAACAAUGGAUCACAGCUUCCAUACCUCUAUUGCGGUUCCGGAAGCAGGAAAUCUUGAAUUGGUCGACUUGGUUCCAAAUGGAGAUGAUUUGUAUCAAUAUGACUUCCAUCCAGAUCUGAGCGGCAAUGGCCAAGAUCACCCACAAAACUAG
This is a messenger RNA of Fusarium sp. VM40, 1272 nucleotides long. NCBI's taxonomy places the organism in Eukaryota, Fungi, Ascomycota, Sordariomycetes, Hypocreales, Nectriaceae. The record is from the annotation of a GenBank genome assembly.